Messenger RNA from Torulaspora delbrueckii, 774 nucleotides. It is a transcript of the gene HHO1, whose product is annotated as histone H1. The record is from RefSeq and is a predicted model, not a curated record. Gene Ontology annotation, molecular function: nucleosomal DNA binding; double-stranded DNA binding. Gene Ontology annotation, biological process: negative regulation of DNA recombination; nucleosome assembly; chromosome condensation. Gene Ontology annotation, cellular component: nucleus; nucleosome. The transcript has a single exon. Bases 1 to 774 code for a protein of 257 amino acids. NCBI's taxonomy places the organism in Eukaryota, Fungi, Ascomycota, Saccharomycetes, Saccharomycetales, Saccharomycetaceae.
AUGCCAUCUGUAGCUGUGGCCAGGAAGCCCAUCAAGAAAGUGUCCAAAGUUUCGAAACCAGUUUCGAAGCAGGCUAAGAAACCGAUUAAGAAACCGAUCAAGAAGCCUGUUGAAGUAGAACCAAGCAAGAGUUACAAGGAGUUGAUCACCGAAGGUUUAACCUCUCUAAAUGAUCGUAAAGGUACCAGUCGUCCCGCUUUGAAGAAAUACAUACGGGAAAAAUACCCAAAACUAGCUCUUUCGAGCAAUUUCGACCUUUAUUUUAAUAAUGCCAUUAAGAAAGGUGUGGAAAUUGGAGAAUUUGACCAACCAAAGGGUCCAUCUGGUACUUUGAAACUGAUAAAACAUGCAGCAAAGAAACCUUCACCCCCUCAGGAAAAGAAACCAGUCAAGAAGUCUCCUUCUCCGACUUUGGAUUUGACCUACAAAGAAAUGAUUGCCAAAGCGAUGACAGAAUUAAACGACGGGAAAGGUGCUAGUCGCUCAGCGUUGAAGAAACACAUUCGUGAUAACAACCCAUCUACGAACAAAUCCAGUACCAAUUUCGACCACCUCUUUAAUACUGCCCUUAAGAAAGGUGUCACUUCCGGUGAGUACGUUCAGCCAAAGGGUCCUACGGGAAUAGUCAAGAUCGCCAAGCCUAAAACUAAAGGAAAAAAUCUUAAAAAUAAUCACAAACAAGAAGACAGCCUGAGCUGCCCUCCUGUCUCGCUUACCUAUAUACUCCUCUAUCUCUCGUUUUGUAAUAUUAGCCAUUCCUAUGUCUUGAAUUAG